Trichoderma atroviride IMI 206040 is the source of this 2561-nucleotide messenger RNA. RefSeq lists its product as uncharacterized. The record is from RefSeq and is a predicted model, not a curated record. Gene Ontology annotation, cellular component: vacuolar transporter chaperone complex; fungal-type vacuole membrane. NCBI's taxonomy places the organism in Eukaryota, Fungi, Ascomycota, Sordariomycetes, Hypocreales, Hypocreaceae. Gene Ontology annotation, biological process: vacuolar transport; vacuole fusion, non-autophagic; microautophagy.
CGCCGUCCACGCUCCGGCUGCGGCGCCAACACUGUCUGCUUCCAGGGCUAAUCUAAUCUGAUACGAACUUCCCACGCUAUCUUACCGCUGCGCUGCGCUGCUCUGCUUCUAGCCCGAGUCCCUCCAAGCCAUCUUCCUCCUCCCCUUGUCCUUCAUUCCUCUUUUUAAAGUUGGCCGUUAUCGCACCGUCCGCGAUUGGCUCUUGGUUACGCAUCUCUGACAAGGACCUGUCCCUCUUGCUUUUAAAAUACCUACGCUGGUGCUUUUCCCGCUCCUUUCAGUGAACGCCACUUCCGCCAUCCGACGCCGAAGCGACAUUCGAUUGGCUCUUGUUCUGUUUUGCUUUGUUUUGCAGUAGACGGGACUGGGUCGACCAUUCUAUGUGCAUGCCGCCCGUCAAGUCCGUCGCAACUCUCUUGUAGCUGGCCCGGGGAACCGAAGAACAAAGACCAAAAAAAAAAAAAAAAACCUUCCUCUUUUCUCUUCCUCUUCUCGUAUCAGCCUCUUACAAGAAUCAUACAUAACUCAAUUCCUCUGGCGGCCAAUUGAAUUGCUCCACCAACGCUUCUUUGCUCUUCCAUUUGCGCUGCCGUCAACGCUCUGAAUUCGAACCGCCCUCCGCAGAAAGAGGAUGCGAUUGUAUCGAUAACCUCUCUCGGUUGACUCAAAGAAACAUUUCCGCGCAUAGUGGUUAAAGCAAACUAUGAAAUACGGCAUUCAGCUGGAGAGGGAGUCUGUUCCUGAAUGGAGUCUGCACAAUCUCGACUACAAUUCUCUGAAACAUGAGAUCAAGGUCCAUACAACCCGCGACCAGGCCACGGCUCUGGCCAUUCCCGGCCACCAAGACACCGCGCUGCGCCGAUUCGAGGACGCCCUGUUUACCGAGCUCUGCAACCAGCACGAUCGCCUAGAUCUAUUUGUUACCAGCAAGGCGGAUGAAGUAUCAAGACGCUUAGAACAUAUUGCCGCCAACAUCAGGCGGUUUGCCGCCAAGAGCCAUCACCUCCACGCCGACUCGCCGAGUGUUUCGCUUCGAUACCAGCGCAAAUUCAUAAAAUAUGAGCGUGAAUUGCUGCGGUGUAGAGAGGAUACCCAGGCCUUGUCGCGCUUUGUUAAUGCGCAAGUCGUUGCGUUUCGCAAGAUUCUCAAGAAAUACAGGAAGUGGACUGGUUCAUCAUCUUUAAGCUCCAGAUUCAAUGAAGAGAUUCUAAGUCACCCAAAGAGCUUUACACGACGCAGCUUUACAGACCUUCAGGAGAGACAUGACGAAAUUGAGCAACAGCUUCGGCAUGCCACACCGGCAUUUAGCGAACCGAGCUCUCCCUCAUCCGUCGACACUCCCGUCGCUCCUUCGAAUCAGCCUUCAAGCUCGCAUCGCGUCGCUUUUGAUCCUUUGCCCCCAUCAUGUUUCGACGAUACGCAGCCCAAAUACUGGAACGAGUACGAUGACGGCAGCGACGCGGGCGGAGCCGACGAAGAGUACGCAAUCUAUAUCAACCCCGACCAAGACUCGAGCUUCCCCGGCCUAAGUUACGCCCAAGCCAUUGUAUCGUUUCCCUUUGAAAAGGCCAAGGAGUGGUUUGGUAAGCCUCAGGCUGCCGAGCGACAGCCCCUCUUUUCAUCCUUUUCAUCCGGGGACUCGAUCAACCAGGGGUACGGUUCCACGACGGCGGUGCACACCGACUCCGACGAAGAGGAGGCAUACGCCAGCUCCGACGGUUUCCCCACACGAGGAUAUGCCGCGCACUAUGCUCUGCCCAGCGUCAACAACCAGCAGCUGCGACGCUACAGGGAGCGCGUCCUGUUUUGGGGCACCAUUGGCUGUUUCGGUGCCACCUUCAUCUUUCUCGGCAUUGCCGGCAUUCUCAUCUCGACGGGCCGGCACAAGCUGCGGGUCGAGGUUGAUGCCGGCGCUACCGUUGGAGCAGUGGUCAGCUUAUUCUGUGCCUGCUCCGGCCUUGGUAUGACGCUUUACCGAGAAGACCAGCUAUCGCUAGUUUACCGCCUGGGGGUCUGGGCAAUCUUCAUCGCUUCAUGUCUUCUCAACGGCAUGCUGCUCAUCCUGAUCCUGGGGAAUGCCCCAUGAGAUCCACAAGUUUGGAGCUCCAGCAAGGGACCUUGCAUUUCUUUUUUCAUCUUUUAUAUUCUCUCUCGAAUGCAUACGUGCGGAGCAUCAGACUCGUGUCUGCGGUGUUUGGGUCCUUGGCUCUUUCUGUAGGGCUUUUCUUUUUCUAUUUCUUUUCGGUCUUGGGUUCGAUCACAGCGUUUCAAUAAUAUUCCAGCGUCCUUUUUUCCAGGACGGAAGGAGGGCAAAGGUGCGAUUUGUCAACGGCAUUCUUCAAAUUACUAGCAUGGUGGCGCCGUGAGUGGGCAUUUUCUUCGUGUAUAUGAUUCAUGUAUAGGUAUUGAUGCAUGAUGGAGGUGAGGACGAAGUAUCGGCAUAUUCGGAGGAGGCCUAUUGUUUCUGUAGCACUAUGGGCAAAAUAGUUUGCAUCGGUAUAUGUAUAUAUCGUCUCUACGACAGCAUGCCCUAACUGAAAUAAAAUACAAAACAAAUAAGC